Messenger RNA from Entelurus aequoreus (snake pipefish), 1238 nucleotides. Its product is annotated as peptidyl-prolyl cis-trans isomerase FKBP14-like. The transcript is spliced from 4 exons. Gene Ontology annotation, molecular function: calcium ion binding; peptidyl-prolyl cis-trans isomerase activity. The coding region runs from base 87 to 728 and encodes 213 amino acids. The record is from RefSeq and is a predicted model, not a curated record. NCBI's taxonomy places the organism in Eukaryota, Metazoa, Chordata, Actinopteri, Syngnathiformes, Syngnathidae.
UACGCGCUUUUAAACUACUGAACAUAACACGUUUACUUUAUUUUUACACAGCCCGUUUUGAGUCCGGUGUUCGGUAAUAAGACGCCAUGCUGCUGUUGGUGUUGAGCUGGCUCUGUUGCGCCCUCAUGGCGGCUGUCUACGGCGGAACGCUGGCCGAAGCGGAGGUGAAGAUAGAAGUUCUGCACAAACCUUUCCUGUGUCGCCGGCAGUCCAAAUAUGGAGACAUGCUGCUCGUCCACCAUCAAGUAUACUUUGAGAAUGGAACCUUGUUUCAUGACAGUCGCGCUAACUCUGCUGAUGGCGACAAACACGCCAUGUGGUUCACGUUGGGCAUCAGGGAGGCCGUCGCAGGCUGGGACAAAGGCCUGCAGAGCAUGUGUGCUGGAGAGAAGAGGAAGCUGACCAUACCUCCUGCCCUCGCUUUUGGGAAAGAAGGCAACGGUAAAAUCCCUCCUGAAAGCACUCUGAUCUUCAUGGUCGAGCUGCUGGAGAUCAGAAACGGGCCCAGGUCGCACGAGUCCUUCCAGGAGAUGGACCUGAACGACGACUGGAGGCUUUCCAAAACUGAGGUGAAAGAAUACCUGAGGAAGGAGUUUGAGCGGCACGGCUACCCUCCCAACGACACCGUGCACGAGAACAUGGUGGCGGACAUUUUCGCCAAGGAAGACGAGAACAAAGACGGCUUCAUAUCCUCCAGGGAGUUCACUUACAAACACGAUGAACUUUAAUCGCCUGUUUUUGCGAGCUCAUCCGGAUGUUUUUGACAACGACUUAAAAGCGCUCCCUUCAAAAUUAUUUGAAAAGAAUAGCCCCUGCUUACCAGAUUCUCGUAUCGUCACUAGAACCCAUGCAGACGUCCAUCAUGAGAGGACGCACGUAAAUGUCUCAAGAAGCCAUAUGAGCUUGAGAGGUGCUGGAAAGAGGAAAGAGAGAAAGUGCCCAAAGAGAGGUGCGCCAAACUUGUGGCAUCGUAUUCCAAAAGACUUGAGGUGUCAUUGCUGCCAAAGGUGCAUCAACUAAGUACUGAGCAAAGGCUCUGAAUACUUAAGUGAUUUUUGAGUUUUAUAGUACAUUUGCAAAAAUGUAUACAUUUCGGGUUUUUUUCUGUCAAGAUGGGGUGCGGAGUGUACGUUCAUGAGAAAUAAAAUGAACUUUUAUGAUUUUAGCAAAUGGCUGCAAUGAAACAAAAAGUGACAAACUUAAAGGAGUCGAAAUACUCUUCCGACCCUGUGUGUGUG